AUGCCCCCCAGAACGAAACCUGGCCUACACCACCAUCUCCGCAAAAGGGACAAACCACUCCGUACCUACGGCAGACAAACCUCAACCCCCGAGGCGCAAAGCGAACCGCCGCUCAAAAGACCACGACUAGCUGCCAUUAAGCAGCAUGAAGAGAAACUGAGCUCUCCAAAUCACAACUUAGAUGCCGCCACCAAGUCCGAGGAUGCAGCGGUAACAGCCGCACCCGAGGCAAAAACAACACAGGAUGAGCCAAGUCGAAGCAAACCCGACACGCACGCGCAGUCUCCCAAGAAGGGCUCUAUCCUGAGCUACUUCAAACCGGCUCCCCAGAAACCCAAAGACGAUGCUCCAUCCCAGCCACAGGAUUCACAAUCAGAAGAGCCAAUCGCUCCCCAAGCAUCGCCGAAACGGAAACACACCUCGAAACGAAAACCCCGACUCCUCAAGAUCAAAGCCAUCUCCCACGAACCCUGCGACCAAUCCUCCCAAGACUCAAACUCAGACUCCCCCCAACCACACUUCAGUCGCCACCCUCUCCAAAACACAACCUCCAAAACAGCAGAAACCACAUCAAGCUCAACAUCCCCCACCCAGUCCCCGGGGCGGGGAAAACCCGGCCGCAAACCGAAACCCUCUCCCUCCAUCCAAACCACCCUCAACAUCUCCGCCCAGGCUCCCUUCUCCGAAUGCAAGAUCUGCAACACCGUCUGGAACCCUCUGUAUCCCGACGACGUAAAGUUCCAUAACAAGACGCACAAGGCCGUGCUCAGAGCGCAGAAGCGCAAGGUGGACGAUUUAUGA
Messenger RNA from Trichoderma virens Gv29-8, 801 nucleotides. RefSeq lists its product as uncharacterized. NCBI's taxonomy places the organism in Eukaryota, Fungi, Ascomycota, Sordariomycetes, Hypocreales, Hypocreaceae. Bases 1 to 801 code for a protein of 266 amino acids. The transcript has a single exon. The record is from RefSeq and is a predicted model, not a curated record.